Molecule: messenger RNA, 8994 nt
Organism: Diorhabda carinulata
Lineage: Eukaryota; Metazoa; Arthropoda; Insecta; Coleoptera; Chrysomelidae
Gene: scro
Product: homeobox protein Nkx-2.1-like
Exons: 7
Coding region: 330-1394 (354 amino acids)
Biological process (GO): cell differentiation; regulation of transcription by RNA polymerase II
Cellular component (GO): nucleus
Molecular function (GO): DNA-binding transcription factor activity, RNA polymerase II-specific; RNA polymerase II cis-regulatory region sequence-specific DNA binding
Source: RefSeq, a predicted model, not a curated record
ACUCUCUUGGAGGACACUCUAAGAGUACGCUUAGGAGAGUUAAGCACACUUCGAGUUAAAGAGUCUUACAUCAAGAGUGCUAUAGCCCGAUCAGUGAUUUAUUUAUAUAGUUAGACAGUUUGUUUAUUGGAUUUGGUUAGAGCGUUGAGAGAGGGGUUUCUUUUGAAAAACGCGUCGGGUGCUUGUGGUUUUUCGAGAAGUGCGGAUCGGUUGUGAGUUUUACGUACCGUACACUAAGUGUGUGAUUAAAUGCUAGUUUUUACAUGAACUGACCGAUUUUUUUUUUUGGUUGGUGGAGCCGCCUUGUUUACUCGGUGGUCCUGGAGUCCAUGUCGGCAGGUGGUAGCUACGGGGAAGGCCCCGUAGUUCCCGGCGAUAGAAGUGACCUUCACGGCAUUUUACCCGAGCUCAAUGGCGUCGAAUUGGCUAUGAGCUUAAGUCCUAAGCAUCUUCAAGGUCCUCAAGUUCUCAGUCACUUACAGCAGCUCCAUCAUUCGACUCCUUUCAGCGUUACGGAUAUAUUGAGUCCCAUCGAAGAAUCAUAUAGAAAAUUGGAAUUGGCUACCAAUCCUCCUUCACCUUAUAGAUCAACAUCUAGUGGAAGUAGUAUAAAUUCGCCGGGAAUUAGCGGUCCGAGUAACGGUUGCAAUAUGAACGGUAGUUACCCCGUUAUGGGCCAAUUCGGCGGAGGCCAAUACUGUCCAGUUUCUGAAAAUUUAGGUCUCACUCCUCAUUAUUCGUCAGGCUGGUACCAAACGUCGGCGGCCGAUCCCAGAUUCGCAAUUUCCAGAUUGAUGGGCAGCACAGCAACAGCAGCCAACAUGGGUCACGGCCUUAAUAGCGGCAUGCCCGGGCUAGGAGCGUGCGCGGUAUCCGAUUCCAAACCGAUGCAGUUUCCGUUGGCGCAACGCAGAAAAAGGCGGGUCCUUUUCACGCAGGCACAGGUAUACGAAUUAGAAAGAAGAUUCAAACAACAAAAGUACCUGUCAGCACCUGAAAGAGAACACUUAGCAUCUCUAAUACACCUAACUCCGACGCAAGUGAAAAUUUGGUUCCAGAAUCACAGGUACAAGUGCAAGAGACAAGCCAAAGAAAAGGCGAUGGCCGAACAAAACCAACAUAACCAGUCAUCGAGCUCUCCACGCCGAGUGGCGGUUCCAGUUCUAGUCAAAGACGGUAAACCUUGUUCUGGUGGUGGUAACAAUACGAAUCAAACCGCAACUUCGAGUACAUCAUCCGAUACUACUCGAACGCAACAAUCUCCAGCUUGCCAACCACCUCAACAGCAAACGCAGUGUAUGGCGAAUGGCGGUUUAGCUAUGGCUUAUCGACAGCAGGGGAAUUACCAACAGCAAUGCGCCGGUUAUCUGCCAUUACAGACUCGGGCUUGGUAGUACGAAGUUGAAAACUUUUGUUACGAACAGUACGGACUAGUGUACUGCGGGGAUGUGUAAAAAGUGAGCUAUUGGCAUAAAUUUAGAUAAUAUAGGGUGAUCCGAUCGAAAUUUUCACCCCCAAUUAUUUCCAAAACGGAUCAUAGUUAAUCUACAUGGGGUUGUAUGUUUAUCGUAGUUUCGAACUACGUUUUAUCCCUCUAACGAACUGAUACGCUACUGUUAGUUUUAUUUAGUUUGAUUUUCUUUUGAUAACUAAUAAAAUCUUCUAGGAUCGGAGAUAUUCUUGAAAUUAUCAAUCCUGAACAUUCUCGUUCAAAAAUUUGUUAAGUUCGGACCAAUACAACUCAUACAAACAACAAAAAAUCAAAUUUUUUCAAAUAGUUCUGGUCAAUUCCGGCAUUAUCUGACUUGGUGGUAGUUGUCGAUUAUUUUUUGUUCGGAGACCAGGCCUCAAUAGUACCAAGAGCUUGAUCAUAAUAGAUUGUAAGGAUGGCAUAUCUGAAUUGCUUUAAGGUAUGAUCGAAUCACCAGCAAAUAAACAUUAUAUUUCCCCCCUGAAUGAAUGAAUUUAAUGUGGGGGACACCACUAAUGUUUUGACUGUUUUGGGGUAAAAAUUAAAGGAAUCCAGAAGAGUACCAAAAAUCACAAAAUACUGUUGCGCUCAAAAUAUGACACCUGUGGUCAAUUUCCUCUAUGCUAAGUUGAAUCCCUGAGGAAUUGCAGUAAGGUUCAAAAUGACGAAAAAAAUUAAAUUUAUUCACCACCAUCCAACUUAAAAAUACCAAAUUUGGUACACCGCAUGAGACUGUUACCAUUUAAUGUGUUUCGAGGGGUUGUUUUGGGUGUUACCGCGACAAAAAGUGUAGAACUGGUAUAAAAAUCAAUCCUAUCUAAAUUAAAAUUGAUCGUUUUGAUAUUUCUUGCGAAGUUUUCGAGAUAGUGAAGUUGGAAAUUUUACUUGGAACACCCUAUAUAUUUCACGAUAUUUUUGAAAGUACUGCUAGAAGUAUACUAUAACAAAGUGGUUAUAAAAAUUAUUUUGUAAUGACGUAUACGUAUUUUAUCUAUAACUAAACUCAUUUUCAAUCAACUAAUUUAAAAAAAUGAUCUCUAGUUUCACUUUGGAAGAGAGUCGUACUUAAAUAAUUAUUGAAAUUUGUAAAUUAACUAGAAUUGUGAAAAUUCAUUUUCAAAAAAGUGGUAAAGGAAUUUGUGAGAAGAAUCUUGAAGUAGCUCAGAAAGGAGUAGAUUUAUUCACGUGGAAAUCAAAUGACUUCUACCAGUUCAGAAAUUGAAAAUAAAUAAAUGCAGCAAUAACAGGGUUUUCUAAUAUUUUCUCAAAGUUUGCGGCAUAAUCGUUAUUGAUUUGGAAUGUUUCAUCACUAAAUGUCAAGAUGGAUCAUCAAAGUUGAAAAUUCUCCAUCAAAUAACUUGUACUCAGUAGAACGAUUCAGAAAGACACUCUCGAACAAGUUGCGAUGGCUUAGACCCAUAAAAAUACAGUUCAAUUUCUAGUUUGAAUAAAGAAUAUACGGGGAUAUAUUGAUAUUUAGUUAGCCUAGACCAGUUUCAUAUAUAAACAAAAUAUUGCGUUACCGUAGCAACGAACAAUAACUUAUUAGAAGUGUCAGUGUAAAGUUUGCUAAGAGCUAAGAAUUUUUCAAUAUAUCCUCGUAUAUUCGUCAUUCCUCCAAAUUUUUUAUACAAUUUUCAGUUUAUUUUUGUACGGUAAAGUACAAACUGUGACAUAAAAAACUUUUUCCAUACGACCUCUCGUUUCUGAGCCUUUAAGAUUGAGAAAUUAGAACUUACAUAAAUUCUAAGCUUACCAACUAAAUUUUUCUACAUUUCAUUUUUUUCCUUACUCGAGGUUCGACAGUAUGCAGUUCAUUUAGAAAUGUUCGAUUAUGUUUCAAUAAUUUCAAUUCAUGAUAAUUUUCUUCGGAAUGUCUCUUUAUGGCGAACAGUUUUCUUAGCAUUUACAACAAUCUAAAAAUCUACAUAUCUCCUAAACCAUCAUUUUUAUGGAGUUAAACAAAUAGUAUCUUUUUGUUAAAAAAUCGAUUGAAAAAUUCAUUUUUGCUAUUUUUAGAUUGCUAACCAUUGGGCAUGAGCCGCCCCUGGCCUUUAGAUACUAGUAUAAAAUUAUCGCUAAUCACACUAUAUAGACAUACUGAAUCGUUCAUUAAAAAUUCAUAAUGUUCGAAUGAAUAAUUUACAAAAUAUACUUAAAUAUAAGUUUUGAUUUCGCAAAUGCUGUAACUCAGAAACGAGGGUUCGUAUGAGAAAAAUUUUACCCGAAUUUUUUGCAUCAAGUAUUUUGAACUAUGUUUGGAUUUCAAACCACUUAAGAUAUUUUUAAACAGAAAUUAUUUGACCGACAGUCUAAUUUUUUUGGAAGAAAUAAGAUGCCACAAAAUUUGAAGGUACUUAGAAGUUAUUAAACUUCCCUUAGACCCCUAAAAAACAACUAGUACCUAUAAUUAAAUAGUAAAAAUUGUUAGCUUGUAAAGAAAUAAUUAUAAGAAGUGGUGUCAUUAAUAGAAAUUGAUUUACCCCAAAGGAUUUUUGACGUUUUGAACUAGAAAACUUGACAAAGCGUUCAUACAGGGUGUUGUACUCUGUAAACCAAUUCUUCUGUAUAAAUUUGUAUUAUGUGAUUCUUAUGUGUAAAUAAGAAAUUUGUAAAUUGGAAUAAUACUCGUAUUUUGUAAAUAAAAAGAAAUUAUUACAUAUUAUGAUUGCAAUUUUUUUUCUGUUUUAAUAAUUUCUUUAAUCGGAAAACAACAAAAGAAAUAGUGCAAUUGUUUAUAUUACAAAUGUUAUUUGCAUUUCAGAUACCUAUUUAUCACCCGAAAAUUCAAUUUUAUCACACAUUGUCAUAGGGCGUGUCGCGUUUAUCAUUUGCCUAGGGUUAAAUCGCCGUUUCUCAGCCUGUAGGGUGCGCCGCCUGGGACUCUACGUGGGGGACACUAGUACAUAAAGCGAAAGAAAAGACGACACUAUUAUUAUUUAAAAAACUAAUCCACAUAAGGAACCUAAUAUGCUAUUUAAUUAUUAUAAAUAUCAGUCAACUGCCGCAUGAAAUUAAUCUUGUGAAAUACUAAAAGUCGGCAAUUAUUUUGAAAUUGCAAUUUAUUAUUCUUUUCCUUCUUUCUACAUAUACGGGAUGUCCAAAGUUUUGUGAUGUGACGCAUAAUUUACGUAAGGGUCUUCCAAAAAUUUAUUUGAAACAAAACUAACCUCCAAAGGAAGCCAAUAGUUAGCCAACAGUUAGAAAAAUUGAGUUCAAAGUUCUUAUAUUUAUUCUUAAUUUUACUACUUCCUGCCCAUGGAUGUAGAUCCGAGUCCCAUCUGUUCAUUCUUUUUAUAAACAAACUUGGCCCAUUCUUUUGUCAUAAUUUUCUCUUGGUGCCUUGUUCUCUUCUUUCCAACAUGUCUUCUUCUCUUCCUCUUGUUAUUUGACUAGUAUCGUGUUUGUCAUUCCAGCUACAAGUUUAAAUCUUUUUUUUUUUCAUCGUUUCAGUUAUUGAUUCAUUUUUCGUUUUAUUCGUUUUAUUCCCUUUCACUCUCUAUACAUCUCAACUUUAUAUUCAGUUUGUCAAACUCAGCUUUUAUUUCCACGUGUUAAUAUUGGUCGAUAUACCAUCAUUUUGUUUUUCGUGCUGAUUUCCUUUUAUCUUUAUGAAUAACUUUAAAACGUAAUACAAUAAAGUUUCAAAGCACUUGAAGUCUCUGAAGACGAUAACUUGGUUAUCGAAACGCUGAUCAGACAGUGUAAUUGUGAGUGUUUGUGUAGUGGUAGCAGUAAACAGUGUGUUUCAGUAUCAAUGUCACCAAUGGUUUCAGAAAUUCUCGCCUAAUUUCAAAUUGUCUCAUUUUCUCCCUUUUAUUGCUGUGACCUAACGCUUUAUAGUCCCGGGUGGCUCGGCACCUACAUAUGUGGAACCAAAAAUUACCAGUUUGUUAUCUACCCAUUUGGUAAUCUAGACCUUUCCAGAACUGUGAGUCACACAAUCAUCCGAGCCCCGUUAUGAAGUAAAUUCAGUUAAUUGAUAAAAAUAAUUUGUCUUGAUGUAAAAACGACAAAAUGAAUAUCAAUAAACAAUAGAAUAACAAUUUAAUUAGCAAAAACGUAUUUAUUUUGUUUAAAAGAAAUCAUUUCAACUUUUACCGUAAACGUGCAAAGUAUCAAAUAUGAUUCUUUUCGCAAAAUGCAUUUUCUAAAGCAGAAAAUCAGUUAUCACGAUUUUUCCUUUCCAUAAUUGCCUUCAAUACAGUAUUACGAAGCUAAUUUUAUUGAUAAAUGUGGUUAUAACUUUCGUUUGACGUAAAACAGUGUUACCAACAAAUUCACAAUGAAAUUCCCUUGCACUGAAAAAAGGAACCAGAUACAAUACAGUAAGACCCCGCUUAACGCGUUGGAUACGUCCAAUCAAUGUAGAACAUAACGCUAAACAGUGCUAAACGAAGCUAACAUGUAAAUAAAGGAGUUAUGGGAAGUUGGAUAGACAUUUCUUACAAAAAUAAAAACAAUAUAAACGAAUAUACUAAAAUAAAACAAAUAAAGUCAGUCAAAUCAUUCAGUCUCUUCAGUGUUUCCAGUUUUUUGCCUUUCUGUCUAGAAAGCAUCCAAUGUUGUUGAUAAAGCAUUCAUUAUUCAUUGUCUGGCUUUUGAAUUGGUCCAUAAUAUCAGUUAUAGUGAUCAAACUCCUUUUUACAAACACCAAACUAAAAAAUUCAUUUUGGUUUGGUAUUAGAAAGACUAGCUGCUGUUUCUUGAGUUAUUUCUUCGACGUCUUUCACAUUUCAUCCAUACAGACAGAGUGUUCUUAGCUCUUACUUUCAUCUAGCCAAAUCUUUUUCUAUUCUCCUUUACCAAGAUCUUUCUGUUAUUUGAUUCAAAGAAAGGCUUGUGUUUUCUGCGACAUUCAUAAUAUUGUAGUUGUUCCAAAAUUCUCUUAUUGAUGACUUCUCUUCUCCGUCUGUUUCCAUCCAUCUGCUUAGAUGUUCGCUUCAAGCCUUAAAAUUGGUUAAAACAAACCACUUCGACUGGAAUGGAUAUUGUCGGGUGGCUUGGAUCAUUUAAUUAAUAGUAAUAACGAUUAACACACGACCAGAAAUGCUCAACAAUCCAAUCCUACGUCUUUCUUGCUCUUGUGGUAAACUAGUAGUGGUUUUAAUUUGAAAACUCCGCUUGCGUUAUCAUCUAGUAUAAGCGAUUUUUUGUACUUUAAAUCCUGGUGGUCGUUCCUCUUCACGGAAUAGAAUGUUCAUUUUGGCAUUCGUUUCUAAAACAGAUCAACAUUUAAAACCAAUUCUGGAAGAUGGUUUCCUUGUUCAAUUAUUAUUUUUAAUGUCGCUGGAAAUUCAGCCACCGCUUUCGUAUCAACACUUGCUGCUAUUUCUAUAUCUUUAUGUUUAUUUCGAUGUUUAAAUCUAUUGAAUCAUCCUCGACUAGUAAUGAAAGUUUCACUUGUCUCGGCCUGAAUGUAAUUCAAAAUUCUUAAGCUUUUACCGUUAUGACAGAUUGGCUUAAUGGCGUUCAAUUAUAGCUGCAGAGCUUGACCAAGACUCUUCAUUCUUAAGAAGUGUCCUUAUUGUUAAAGUUGACAAAUUCAAUACAGCACUAAUUUGAGAUUGGCUUCACUAGAAUUAAAUCUUCUAAUUGCUUGCAUAUUAGUGGAAUAUUUUCUUUGGUUGCUUUCUUUUUUUGUUUGUUCAUGAUAAAAACUGAAGAUCAUGAUAUUUGUCACCUAACCUAACCUUUUUUUUGGCCCUGAGGUGGGGUGGAAGCUAAUUCCAUCCUCACAGCGGACGGGUGCAAUGCUGUCACUUUGUGUGGGACUCUCCCACCCACUAAAACACCCUCCUCCUUCCUAAAUCCUUUGGGAGUUGCGUACGCCGGGAGGACAACAAGUUGUCAUUACAUCAGCGUACCUCCCAUGUUUCCUUUUUUCCUAAGUUUCUAUCCUUGGGUGAUCCUAUUUUCUUUCUCCUUUUUGGUCAUCACAUCGGUCAUAAAAGUCGUUACCGCCUUCCAGGUCUCCCUGUCUUUAAGCAUCUCACCUGUGAUCUCAGUUGUCGGUGGCAAGUCUCCGCCUAGUAGCUCCUUCAGUCUUCACUUCUUCUCACCCCAUCGUACACAUUCAUAAAGGACAUGGGCCGGGUCGUCCCUUUGCCCACAUGAGGCACAUGUGUCAUCCACGGUCUUACGGAUCCUCUUAGUGAAGAAACCGAACGAUCCAUGUCCCGUCAGAAUCUGCGUAGUUAGAAGUGGUUCUAAGUUUGUACAUGACCCAGCUUCUCCACUGGGCCUUCGUCUCCAGACUAUCCCACCUCUCCUGCCACUUUUUGAAUGUUCUCUCUCUUGCCAUCUAUCUGUUGUCGGCUAACCUGCCUCCUAUUUUAUAUAGGAAGCAUCUCUCAGCUAUCAUGAGAUCAAUCGGUGGAAAUCCUGCUAUAACCUGAACUGCCUCGGCCGAUACGUUCCUCCCGGUUGCAACACGGAAUCUCUAUUGCGCAGAAUCGUCACCGUACCAAGGACGAUUCUUUGAUGGGUUGGAACGAACCUAUUAUGUACAUAUUUGUGGAAACCUAGCUUUGCGCAACAAUUCAGGGAAUCCCCAGCUUAAAGUAAAAGAACGCUAAACCGUUACAGCGUGGACUGUAUUUUUCUACGAAAUGGGAAAUUUAGGGAGGGCGUUAUAAAAAUUGCUAUUGUAAGUUGGGCUUAAAUACUAAAAGGUUGAGAAACGCUGAGUAUACAAGAUGUAAUGAAAAGGCGGGUGAUAAAUUAAAAUCAAAAAGCUCAAUCGAUAAUUUGGCUUAAAACUAAUCUACACUGAUAGAAAUUGCCUCUUGCAAAGUACAAAAUGAAAAACUUUUUUCCAAUAUAAACUGUUCGAUAUUUUGUAUCGAAAAAUAUACAAAAUCACGAAAUCUGUGCAGCUCAUUAACAUUUUUACGUUUAUGGGGUUUCGAAAUACUACAAAAGUCGAACAAGUUUUAUGGUUUUGCAUGAGGGGCGAAUUAUGUACUUCUAUUAUAGUGAUUGUGGGUAAAUAACAAUAAAUUACAUAUUGGGGCUUAAACUGAAAUAGGAAAACAUGGGUAACACAAAAAAAAUUGUUAAUUCAUCUAUUAUUAUAUUACAAAAAUUGAUUUGCAAUAAAAUUGUUUAAUAAUAUUGUAAAUAGUAAAUUAUUUAUAGAUGUAACAAAUAAUUAUCUGUACAGUAUUUCGAUUUAGACUCAAAUGAUUAAUAGGCAAAUGAGAUGUUAAUGAUACGAUUGAAAGAAAUAACAAAAUUUAUUGAAUUUAAGCAAAUUUGAUUGUUUUUCUCGUACAAUUUACUAUUUAUUAUUCCAUCAUUAUCAGGGAUGAUUUUUUUUUGUUUUAAUUGCCGUUUAUUUGUGUUUUUGGAGCACCUUUUCAAAAUUACAAAAUUUUCAAACAUCAAAUGAAAGUUUCAUAGUAAAUACUUCUUCACUUUCGUCUGUAUUUAUUUGCAUCGCAUUUACCUACAUAUAGAAAAUCUGCACUGUAUUGUCGAGUAACUGUGUUUUUAAAUAUAAAUAAAAUAUACAACUAAAA